This is a messenger RNA of Umbelopsis ramanniana AG, 1559 nucleotides long. RefSeq lists its product as uncharacterized. The coding region runs from base 44 to 1372 and encodes 442 amino acids. Gene Ontology annotation, cellular component: mitochondrion. Gene Ontology annotation, biological process: isocitrate metabolic process. The record is from RefSeq and is a predicted model, not a curated record. Lineage: Eukaryota; Fungi; Mucoromycota; Umbelopsidomycetes; Umbelopsidales; Umbelopsidaceae. Gene Ontology annotation, molecular function: isocitrate dehydrogenase (NADP+) activity; magnesium ion binding; NAD binding. The transcript is spliced from 5 exons.
UUAUUCGCUGUGAACGAAAUCUCCCUUCUUCCUAUUAUUGAUCAUGUCUGCCUUGUUCAAGUCUGGAGCCAUCCGUGCUCUUCCCGCACUCCAAAAAGCUGGAGCUGUCCGUGCCUUCUCUGUUUCCGCAGCUGCGCAAAGUUCUCGCAUCAAGGUCGCGAAUCCCGUCGUUGACCUCGAUGGUGAUGAAAUGACACGCAUUAUUUGGUCUGACAUCAAGGAAAAGCUCAUUCUUCCCUACGUUGAUGUUGACAUCAAGUACUAUGAUCUCGGUAUGGAGUACCGUGAUAAGACCAACGAUCAAGUCACCAUUGAUGCUGCUGAGGCCAUCAAGAAAUACAAUGUUGGUAUUAAGUGUGCCACCAUCACUCCCGAUGAGGCUCGUGUUGAAGAAUUUGGCUUGAAGCAGAUGUGGAGAUCUCCUAACGGUACCAUCCGUAACAUUUUGAACGGUACUGUUUUCCGUGAGCCCAUCAUCCUCAAGAACAUCCCCCGUAUCAUUCCCGGUUGGAAGGAACCUAUCGUCAUCGGUCGCCAUGCCUAUGGUGAUCAAUACCGAUCCACUGACUUCAUUGCCGAUGGUCCUGGACGUUUUGAAAUGCAAUUUGUUCCCGCAGACGGAAGCGAGCCCAAGAAGUUCCACGUCUUUGAUUUCCCCGAGCAAGGUGGUGUUGGUUUGGCUAUGUACAACACUGACAGCUCCAUUGCUGGUUUCGCUCACAGCUGUUUCAAGAUGGCUUUGACCAAGAACAUGCCUCUUUACAUGUCUACCAAGAACACCAUCUUGAAGAAGUAUGAUGGUCGCUUCAAGGAUAUCUUCCAGGAGAUUUUCGAGAAGGAUUACCAGAAGGAGUUUGAUUCUCGAGGUAUCUGGUACGAGCACCGCUUGAUCGAUGACAUGGUUGCUCAAGCUUUGAAGAGCAAGGGUGGUUUCGUCUGGGCUUGCAAGAACUACGAUGGUGAUGUUCAGUCUGAUAUUGUUGCCCAAGGCUACGGUUCUUUGGGUCUUAUGACCUCCGUUUUGAUCACUCCCGAUGGCAAGACCAUGGAGACUGAAGCUGCCCACGGCACAGUCACUAGACAUUAUCGCGAGCACCAAAAGGGCAACCCUACCUCCACCAACCCCAUUGCCUCCAUCUUCGCAUGGACCCGCGGUCUUGGACACAGAGCCAACCUCGAUAACAACCAGGACCUUCUCAAGUUCUCUCACGACCUCGAAAAGGCUUGCAUUGACACCGUUGAAAUUGACGAGAAGAUGACUAAGGAUUUGGCCCUUGCUAUUCAUGGCAAGAACUUGAAGCCUGAGCACUACUCCACCACUGCCGAGUUCAUGCAACAGAUCACUGACCGUCUUCAAAAGAUGAGAUCUUAGAUAUAUGUAAAAAGGAUAUGACAUUGAACUGUUCCCUCUCAAGAUAUUCCUCUUAAAUUAUGAAUAAGUUGGGGCGAACCCACAAUUGUACAGUACGCAUAGACAAGCGCCACAAAAAUCAUUGAAGUAAAAGGUUGAAAAUGUAAAACUGUUAAAAUUUGGUUUAUUUCCUGGAUAUACGCUCUUG